This is a messenger RNA of Papilio machaon (common yellow swallowtail), 851 nucleotides long. It is a transcript of the gene Dhit, whose product is annotated as regulator of G-protein signaling 17. The coding region runs from base 72 to 851 and encodes 259 amino acids. Lineage: Eukaryota; Metazoa; Arthropoda; Insecta; Lepidoptera; Papilionidae. The record is from RefSeq and is a predicted model, not a curated record. The transcript has 7 exons.
GCCGCCGCCCCGCCGCGCCCGCGCGCCCGCUCCACUCCUGUGACUUUGUCCCCGUUCGACAUGUAGGAGACAUGUUAAAAGUGGCAAGCGUCCUGUUUAUGGAAGAGAUGUGCAGCCUGGGUGAGCUGGCGCGAGGCUGCCGGCCGCCCGGCGCGCGCUGCUGCCUCUGUUGGUGUUGCUGCUGCUCCUGCUCCUGGGCCAAAUGCGCGGCGGAGCGCGCCGGAGAGUGUAGCGCGGGCGGCAAAGCAAGCCGCCCCGGUCCGCACGAGCCGCUGCUGGUCGAAGGAGACGCGCCGCCUACAUUGGAGGAGAUCCAAAGCUGGGGCCAGUCGUUCGAUCGCCUCAUGCGCAGCGCAGCGGGGCGCCGGGUGUUCCGCGACUUUCUGCGCGGCGAGUACUCCGAGGAGAACAUCAUGUUCUGGCUGGCGUGCGAGGAGCUGAAGCGCGAGACCGACCCCGACGCCGUCGAGGAGAAGGCGCGUUUCAUCUACGAGGACUACAUCUCCAUCCUGUCCCCUAAGGAGGUGUCGCUGGACUCGCGCGUGCGGGAGACGGUCAACCGCAACAUGGUGGAGCCGACGCCGCACACAUUCGACGAGGCGCAGCUGCAGAUCUACACCCUCAUGCACCGCGACUCCUACCCGCGCUUCGUCAACUCGCCGCUCUACAAGGCGCUGGCGAGACUGUCCGCCGGAUCCCCGCCCCCCGCGCCCUCCGCGCCCACCGCGCCCUCCGCGCCCACCGCGCCCACCGCGCCCUCCGCACCCUCCACGCCCUCAGCGCCAACACCAACCGCCGCCCCCGCCGCCCCCGCCGCCCCCGCUGCGGCCGAGGAAGCUGCCGCGCGUUGA